AUGGCCUCGAACUUCGACGUUGCAACCAGUGCAGGCUCGGGCGAUGGAAACGAGUAUUCAAAGCCCCCACCGGUCAAGUCCAUUGCAGCAGAGGUCUUGAAGAAAAAGCGACAACUCAACAAUGCUAUCCCUCCACCACCACUGCAAGCUUCUUUCGCCUCUAAUUCCUCACAAUUUGGAACCCAGCAAGAAGAGCAACAGUAUUUGGAUGAUUUUGAAGAGGAUAGCACGCGCAAUAUCAGCAAUGAACAAUAUCAACGAUCUUCCAACAGUUCCAACAACUCUAUCAAUCCUGGUAGAACUUCCUCUUCUUCAAAGCUUUCGGCGGAGACUGUUAAGACUAGCAUAACUGUUCCCACAGCUGCGUUGAUAUCGGUCAUAGAUAGUUUGCUCGUGAGCAAUCCUGAGUUGGAGGGAUAUAUUAAGUCCAAGGAAGCGCUUGAAAGGAGAGGAAAUGGAUAUCCAGAGUUCCCUAUACCAGAAUUUCUUUAUAGCAAUUCUUGUCAGACAUGCCUCGACCAUGAAGAUGUCUGCGUUGUCGAACAGGGUAGCUCCUCGUCCAAGUGCACAUCUUGCACUCGGUUUGGGGUCAGAUGUCUCUUCGUUAACGUGGAAAGUCCCUACUCCCCCUUAUCCAGGGACGUUCAUAUGAACUGUAGUAGAUGCAGAAGCUGGAUAGUAUCUAGUCAACCUAUUCGAGAAGUCAAACUGCCAUUCUCACCCUCACGGUACGCGAUCAACAGGAGACAUGUAUUACCUGCCAACACACAAAUAUCGGACAAGAGAGUGCUCGAUCAUACAAAGCAACACAUUCUCAAUCCUCUACUGCGAGCACAGAAGAAUUCCGUGCCUAGUUCUAUCGCUCAGAAUAUCCAAGCUAAACCGGUUACAAAUGUUCAAUCAUCAACGACCUCAAACUCGGGAGUCCAGCGUGGCGGUCAAGAUACAAGACUCGACAAUAACCUCUCGAGGAUAGCUACACAAAAGUCUCAAGGAUUGGGAUCUUUGUUCGAAAAGAGAGCCCCGCGAACGCUGUUUGGAGCUAAUGGCUCUUCGUCUACUAUUGCAGCUCAAUCGUUCACCUCCACAGUAACGUAUAGCGAAAGUGACAGGGAAAGCGAUGAGGCUUGUGAUGGACGCUCUGCAUCAGAGAAGACUUCCGGGGGCAGAAACUUGCGAAAGGUAUAUGCCGUACCAUGGCUGCCUUAUGAUCCUGUUCCUGCAAGCACGACUCCCUUCAAUCCGCUCAUAGAUCAGGCAGAUCGCCCAGCACUGGCGGUUGGUCCGACCAUCCCGUCAAGUUCCAGUCCAAGAAUAUCCGAUAAUUCGCAAUGCCAAACGAGGCCUUCUCUUACAGAAGAAUUAGUUGAUUUUGCGAAGAUCAACCAAGCUCGAAAUACCUUACGACAUGGAUUCGAAGAGGCACAAGGAGGUAUGCCACCUCGUCUUCGCAAAGCCGACCUGGAAAAUCACAACAAGGAAGAGGAUGAAGAGGCGAACAAUGAGUUGACAGAUACCGAAAGGUAUUGGAAACAGAAAGCCAAGGAAAGCAUGAACUCAUAUGAGGGAAGCUUUUGGACGAAUCAUCCACGCAAGCAUCGUUGA
Messenger RNA from Glarea lozoyensis ATCC 20868, 1605 nucleotides. RefSeq lists its product as uncharacterized. The record is from RefSeq and is a predicted model, not a curated record. The coding region runs from base 1 to 1605 and encodes 534 amino acids. NCBI's taxonomy places the organism in Eukaryota, Fungi, Ascomycota, Leotiomycetes, Helotiales, Helotiaceae. The transcript has a single exon.